Messenger RNA from Periconia digitata, 1873 nucleotides. NCBI's taxonomy places the organism in Eukaryota, Fungi, Ascomycota, Dothideomycetes, Pleosporales, Periconiaceae. The record is from the annotation of a GenBank genome assembly.
CGGCAAUCAUGGAAUUCCUGUUGGCCGCCUCGGUACCUCUUCGGUGUUCUUGGGAAAAGGAAAAGAUCGAUACGUGCCUCUGGAACACGAUGGCUGACUGCUCAGUUCUUUUUUUUUUUCUUUCUUUUUCUUGGCUCUAACAUAUUUCUCAAAGGGGCUGCGUUAUGGUGGGUAUUCGAGAGUUUGGAUGCAUGUUACCUACUUCCAAAGAUCAACUCAACCGGAGAGGGCUAUGUUCCACCUCGUUACCGCAUCCGUACCGUCUUACCCGACUGAAGACCCCAGCCCUCCCCACUCUCCCCCUCCAAUAGGUAGAGACACUAUUACCUAGUGCUAGGCUUCUCCAAGCGCCCGACAAAGUAUUGGAGAAAUCAAUCCUCAAAGCCGUCUCGUAUUCUUCUCCCAUCGUUGCUACUAGCUAGCAUUAGCAUUGUCAUGUUUUGUGAUUCCCAUACACUGUUCCACUCCAACACGUUUACCCGUCAAUGGCCUUCAUGGUGCCAUUCACCAGCCCACUAUUCAUUUCUUCUACAACCCACCCUGCCCGCUCUGACCAUAUCGGCCGUCCAGCAUGACUAACAGAAUCUACCUCAUCAGUCAGGUGCAGCUCCUCCUCGUCCACGUACUCUUCUUAGCUCAGUUCGAAGCAAAGGCGGGCAGUCCCAGAGUGGUGGUAGAACAUUGUCUUGUUUCGAACUCGUUCCAAUUGCUUCGUCGGCUGUCUACUAACAAGGUUGCUUCGCCCAUGGAUCGUGUGUCGGCCGAGCGCUCGUCGCCCGGAAAGACGGAGGCGAAACGCGGCGUCUUGCCUCCGGUGCUAUGUAUUGCCGCUAGCUGCAGCCUUGCCCAAGUAAGCUUUUUUGAUGUUGAAUAGGGGAGGCUUGUUCCUGGAGCCAAGGAGAAUCGCCUCGUUCCUGAAUCGCGGCCUGUCUGCUAUUCAUCCGUUCGCCUCGUCCUCGACCUUCUGCUUGUCACAUGAUGUCUGGAAAACGAUCGUAUCGUGUUCAAUAGGGUUCUCGUUUUAUGCAGCGCCCGGUCGAAGCUACUCGAUUCCUAAAUUUCCACCCGAUCCAAUAAGAAUUCGCUGUCAGCGGUAUUGCCCGUCAGCCAUCCAAACACAAACUCCAGAUGUCGUAUACUUGUAUUGUUCGGAACCUAAUUCACGAUUUCAAUUGCACUCCAAUCAUCAGUACAUCUGAUCUUCGGCGUUACUUCGCAUCUCCCAGCUCUUUUUGCCUCUCCAUACCUCUCAAUGUCCGAGUUCUAGUCACCCAUAUUCCGAGAUAAGAUUCCAUUUACAAAGCAUAUGCUUUCUGCGAUUCAUGAUUUAUCUCCAACGGGUACCAACAAUCGACCACGUUAUCUCUAUUACAAAAGAGCAUGCAGGACGGGUGGACGCACUAUACCGUCAAACAUUAACAAAUGUCUCACACCAUACGAUGCCCACUCCGUAACUCGAGGUGCCGGCAUUCUCCCCAGUCAGAUACGACCACUUUUUCAUUCCAAUAAUAAACAGAUUAAACGAUGAAGACUGUCGAUUCGCCAGCUCAUAAUCACAGUCAUGCGUUGGCGCUGACAAUUUUACGCUGUAGUGUUACGCUCGCCUACAGCCGCCCAAAACACACGGUCCCGUGUGCAACAAUACACUCGAAACUCAUCAAUGUAUCACCGCAUUUAUACCCAUCGGGAUGAAUUGGCCAUUCAGCGCAAGGGAAUUGCAGCAAGGUGCAAUCAUAGCGCAUGCAACCAUUUGACAGAGUUUUUUCGUUUUGCAAGCUAUCUGGGUCUUCCGUGCCUUGCUCACCACUUUUACCGAAUGACUCCCUUCUAUGACUGUGACUGGUCGACUUGCUCAUUAGGCAUAUAUGUAUAC